Messenger RNA from Pelagomonas calceolata, 812 nucleotides. Lineage: Eukaryota; Pelagophyceae; Pelagomonadales; Pelagomonadaceae. The record is from the annotation of a GenBank genome assembly.
CACGAGAACCGGCCAACCGACACGCCACGGCUCUAGUAAAGUCGCUCAGUUAUCAAACAUGAUGCCUUGCGUCGCGCGUGGGCGAAGAUUGCCAUCGCUCAUGCUAAUUGCUGGCUGCCUGGGCUUCACAGAGCUGGCGCACGUGCUGGUGCAGACGCCGCAGCGAUCGCGCACCCAUGCGUCAAUACGACCACGGCUAGCCAUUGCCUCCAAACCGCAGGGAUCGCACACUGUAGUCCUAACAGGACCACGGCACGCAGUCGUCCGCGCCGCCGCCGCCGGCGAGAUGGGCUUCCAGCUCCAGGCGGCGCCGCUGCUGUCGACGGCGCUCGUCUUCCUGAGCUGGGGCUGGCUGCAGUGGAAGUCGAGCGCCUACAAUUCGAUCGGCGACGAGCUCGACGCGGAGCUGGAGACCCUACAGAAACUUACCGUCGAGACCCUGACGAGCGGAGAUGCCGCGGCCGUCGAACGACGAGAAGCCGCGCAGCGCGCCGUCGACGCGACCCGUGCGCGGAUGGAGGAGGCGCGAACGAUCCGCGGCCCGGGAGGGCUCGUCGCGCGGAUACGACUCCCACAGCGCGGCGCGGCUAAGUCGUUCGAGAAAGGCGCGGCGGCGCCGGCCAAGCGUCGCGAAGAACCCGAGGAAGAGGUCGCGUCGCGAGUCGAGACGCUCAAGAUCUUUGCCCUCGGCGGCGUCGCCCUGCUGAUGGUGCCAAUUUUCUUUCUGUCAAUCGCCGACCCUAUGGCGCCGCCCUCUCCCGAGCUCGCUGCGCGGCUCGCGAGCGAACUUUCGUAACUACUGUAUUCUGUGA